GCGCGGUCGGGGCCGCCGGGCUCUCCCCUCCAACUCCUCCUCCUCGUCCUCCUCCCCCUCCCGCGCCGGCCGCCCGGUGCCGGCGGAGGCGGGCGGAGCGGAGCGGCGGGGCGGGCCGGGCCCGUUCGCAUCCCCAUCCCCGCCCGCCGCGGGAGCGCGGAGCCGCCGGGCUGGGCAGCGCUCCCGGGAGCCACCGGAGCCGCCGGGCUGGGCAGCGCUCCCGGGCACCGCCGGGCUGUGCAGGGUUCCCGGGAACCACCGGAGCCGCCGGGCUGUGCAGGGUUCCCGGGAACCACCGGAGCCGCCGGGCUGGGCAGGGUUCCCGGGCACCGCCGGAGCCCCGCAGCCGCCGCCGCCGGAGCGCCCCGCCGGUCCCGCCGAUGGCUCCGCGCUGCCGCCGCCAAGGAGGGAGGUGCUGAGCAGGUGCCCUGAAGCUCUGGGCUGGAAUGGUGCCGGCAGUGCCGGAGCCCCUCGCUGUGCCCCUCGCCGUGCCGAUGUGACCGAGCGCCGCGUGGCACCCGUGGCACCGAGCCUGGCACAGACACAGCAGCUGGUGACCCCCCCGUGUCCCUGCCACCCCAAGAUGAGCGAUGGCAUGUGGAUCUCGCUCAGCCCCGCCGAGUUUGCCCAGCUCCAGCAGUACACGGACUACUCCACCAAGAAGCUCAAGGAUGUCCUGGAGGAGUUCAACGGGGAUGGUGUCCUCUCGAGGUACAACCCCGAACAGCCCAUUGACUAUGAGGGCUUCUGCCUCUUCAUGAAGACCUACCUGGAGGCCGACGUGCCCGAGGAGCUCUGCCAGCACCUCUUCACUUCCUUCAAGCGUAAGAUUUGCCAGGCCUCCCCCGAGAGCCAGCAGCAGAGCCCGGGUGUGUCACAGCACAGCCCCCUCGGGAUCAAUGGGAAAACCCUUCGAAGCGCUCUGGGGCGGCACACUCCUGAGCCCAAGGGCUGCCACAGCAAUGCAGCUGAGCCCCAGCCAGCGUCCCUCACCCUGGCAUCGAUCCCCAAUGCCUCCCCCAGCUGGUCCAGGUCAUCCUCCCAGAAAUCCACCACUGGCACUGCUUCUGCUCACAACUCCUCGGGCUCUUCCAAGAUCUCCUCGAUGUCCCCGCUCAGCCCUCAGUCGCCAGGCACGAGGAGCACGGAGAAGAGGUUGCCCUUCAGCCUGCGGAAAGGGCCCAGCUCCCUGAAAGCCACCCCACCCCCUCCUCCCACCCCCGUGGCCCAGGUGGUCCACCUGAAGGACAUUGUGUGCUACCUGUCCCUGCUGGAGAGAGGACGGGCAGAGGACAAGCUGGAGUUUAUGUUUCGCCUCUACGACACGGAUGGAAAUGGCCUUCUGGACAGCUCGGAGCUGGACCGGAUCAUCAACCAGAUGGUGCACGUGGCUGAGUACCUGGAGUGGGACUCCACUGAGCUGAAGCCCAUCCUGAGGGCCAUGAUGGAGGAGAUCGACUACAACCACGACGGGACGGUGACGCUGGAGGAGUGGAUCCGGGGGGGCAUGACCACCAUCCCCCUGCUGGUGCUGCUGGGGAUGGAGACGAAUGUGAAGGAUGAUGGGCAGCAUGCCUGGAGGCUGAAGCACUUCAAGAAGCCUGCCUACUGCAACUUCUGCCGCACCAUGCUGCUGGGGGUCCGCAAGCAGGGCCUCUGCUGCUCCUUCUGCAAGUACACGGUCCAUGAGAGGUGUGUGUCCAAAGACAUUGCUUCCUGCAUCAGCACCUACGUUAAAUCCAAGAGGAACACAAGUGUGAUGCAGCACACCUGGAUUGAGGGCAAUUCGCCUGCCAAGUGUGACAGAUGUCACAAGAGCAUCAAGUGCUACCAGGGCAUCACUGGCCUGCACUGUGUCUGGUGCCAAAUCACGCUCCACAACAAGUGUGCCUCCCAUGUGAAGCCAGAGUGUGAUGGGGGCCCACUGCGGGACCACAUCUUGCUCCCAUCCCACAUCUGCCCGGUCGUCCUGGACAGGCAGUCCCACUGCCGGCGGUCGGAGAGCGACUCCCCUGCCAGCACCAGCCCCGAGGACAGCCAGGGCUUCAAGUUCAACUCCACCACCGUGGAUGGGCAGGGGCUGCAGAUCAGCCCUCAGCCCGGAACACACCCGCUCCUCGUGUUUGUGAACCCCAAGAGUGGAGGAAGGCAAGGGGAGAGGGUCCUGCGGAAGUUUCACUACCUGCUCAACCCACGCCAGGUGUACAACCUGGACCGCGGCGGGCCCACGCCAGGGCUGAACUUCUUCCGGGACACUCCAGAUUUCCGUGUGCUGGCCUGUGGAGGGGACGGCACGGUGGGUUGGAUCCUGGACUGCAUAGAUAAGGCAAACCUGGUGAAGCACCCACCGGUGGCCGUCCUGCCCCUGGGAACAGGCAACGACCUCGCGCGGUGCCUGCGCUGGGGAGGAGGCUAUGAAGGAGGCAACCUGAUGAAGGUCCUGAAGGACAUUGAGCACAGCACAGAGGUGAUGCUGGACCGCUGGCACAUAGACAUCAUCCCCACGGACAGGGAGGCCAACGGAGACCCCAUCCCCUCCACCAUCAUCAACAACUACUUCUCCAUUGGGGUGGAUGCCUCCAUCGCCCACCGCUUUCACAUCAUGCGAGAAAAGCACCCUGAGAAAUUCAACAGCAGGAUGAAGAACAAGCUGUGGUACUUCGAGUUUGGGACAUCAGAGACCUUUGCAGCCACCUGCAAGAAGCUCCAUGACUAUGUUGAGGUUGAGUGCGACGGGACCCUACUGGACCUGAGCAACACCUCCCUGGAGGGCAUCGCCGUGCUCAACAUCCCCAGCAUGUACGGGGGCUCCAACCUGUGGGGGGAGACCAAGAGGCAGCGCGGGUACAGCCGGCUGGGCAAGAAGGCGCCAGAGAAGCCGCCUGGCACUGUGGUCACCGACGCCAAGGAGCUGAAAUUCUGUGUGCAGGACCUCAGUGACCAUCUCCUGGAGGUGGUGGGGCUGGAAGGCGCCAUGGAAAUGGGGCAGAUCUACACUGGGCUGAAGAGUGCAGGGAAGAGACUGGCCCAGUGCUCCUCUGUCAUCAUCAGGACAUCCAAGCUGCUGCCCAUGCAGGUGGAUGGGGAGCCCUGGAUGCAGCCGUCCUGCACUGUCAAAAUUACACAUAAAAGCCAGGUGCCCAUGCUGCUGGGGCCCCCCCAGAAGAGCAGCUUCUUUUUCCUGAAGAGGAGAAACCGAACUCGGGAUUAAAGCACCAUCCAAGGAUCCACAGCCUGCAGGCACUCAGCAUCCCAGCCUGAUGCAGGGGUCCCCAAAUCCCCAUCCUGCAGUGGGGACAGAAACUCCCCCUCCAAGACCAGUGGGGAUUAUUUAUCCUGGGAAGGCCUUGUAGGCUCCUUCCUGAUCACCAGAAGCCUCCUCUCAGGCUGGGAUGGAAGAAGGGGAGAAGGCAGGCUGGCAUGCAGCGAGCACAUUUGCUGGAGCAGCACUAGGACUGGGAUUUUUUUUCCCCCCUUUAUUUAAAUACCCUCCAGCCAAGCUGCCAGUGAAUGUGCUUCUGAGGCAGCACUAAGCUCCACUAUUUAUUUAUCAUCAUCCUGAAGACUACUUGAUGUCUCACUGCACUGGCUUUCUGUCCCCAGUCCUUGCAAUGGGAGGAAUUAUUUAUUUCCUUAGCCUGGAGAAGCCAUCUCGGCCACUCACCUCUGUGCUGUGAGGUUUAAGAGCGAUGCAAAGAGCCAUUGCUGCCAGCCCAGUGAGCCACGAGGCGUGGGGCAAGCUGGGGACAGACAGUGCACAGGGACAAGCAUGGGGUGCAUGGGAGGAGACUGUGUUUUUACAGGGAAAUGGCAAAAAAAGGGAUUUGGGGGGAGCAGCCCCAGCUCUGGGCUUUGUGUUCAUAUUUAUGUAUUUAUUUAGCAAACUUUGGACAAAAAAGGGACUCUGGGGGUCACUUUUUUAGGAGCCCAGAUUGGACACAGGCACCACCUCCCUUCUCUGCUGGCUGUCCUCCUUGGCACCUCCUUCCUCUGGACAUGGACUUUUCUUCUCUCCUAAAGCCUGCCAGCCUGCAGUGGGGGCUGGAGACCCUGGGGACAGACAUCCAGAAGCUCUUCUCACGUGAAAGUGUCCCCAGCACCUUGUACACAUCUCCCCACGUGCUCUGCCAGGCCGGUGCUCUCCCUGUGUGACAGAUGCUGCCUCUGAUGCCCUGGGCUGCAGGGAAGGGGGCAGUGACUGCACCUCGGUUUCUGUAUGGCCAGGUCUCCCCACAGCCCUCUCCAAACCCAGGGAGCCUCACAGGGGCUGCUGCCUGCUUGACUGGGAUGCACAGGCAGCUUUUGGUGGCAUCACCCAUGGAUGGACAGACUGGGGGAUGCAGCUUCUCUCCAGGAUGCACAGGGACCAGAAAACAGACGAAGGCAUGGAGUUUGUGGUGGUCUGAAUGUACUCCCAGGAGCCAGGCUUUGGCAAGGCUGGCCCAUGGAAGGGCUGCUGGGUGCUUCUGCAGUCACCCCGUGCCUCCAGCAGUGCCUGCAUGCAGGGUACAACCACAUCCUGAAUCAGCUGCUCCCAGGCAGCUCCCUGGGGGCUGGUGGAGGCUCCUGUGCUGCUGGGGGCCAGCUGGGAGUGGUGUGUGUGUGCCCGUGGAUGUCACCGCAGGCAGGAAAACUGCUUGUCCCCACCAUGUCCUUGCCACAGGGCUGGGACAAGGCACCCUGUCCUCCCCAAUUUCCCAGUGCCCACUCAGUCCCUCCUGGUGCUGCAGGUCCCCAUUCAAUAGCAUUCCCCUGGCAGAGGGUGCUGCCGUCAGUGUUUCAGUGAACACUGAGCUGGAAGGGAACAAUUCAUGACCUGUGGACACAGGCACGUGUCACCUGCAAAAAUCCACACCCCCUCCUCCUCCUCUUCCCCCUCCUCCUCCUUGUCCCCCAAGGCAGCUGUUUAUGAGUAGCCAGGUGAAAGCAGGUGGAGCAAGGCCAAACAAACCCCAGUUCCCUGGAAACAGCUGCCUCCAUUUCCCCAGUCCAUUGCCAAGGGCAGCAGUGCCUCCCAGCCCCACACUCAGGGAGGGUGAAAAAAACACCUUCAGCAUCUCCAGAGCUUUGCCAGCAUGAGGGUGACAGGUUUGUUGUGUGGGGUGGCAGCACACAAGGUCAGCAGGUUUGGUUCCCUUUCCCUGCCCACUCAGCCUCAGCCCAGGGCUGUACCCCAGAGCCUGCAUGGAACCAGCAGUGGUUUUCCUGCUCCUUGCCCCUGUCACAGUUUGCUGGGCUCUGGGCAAAGAGCAGCGCUGGGGCCUCUGCUGUGGUUUGCUGUUGGUGGUGGCAGGGCCAGGGGAGCAGGAGGGCAUCGUGCCUGUGCCUGCACCCUUGGGCGUGCCAGGGGUGAGCAGCUGAAGCCCAGGGGUGAACACUCAGCCUCGUCCUGCAGGGACAGGGAGCCCAGGGCCACCACUCUGGGCCAGUGGGACGAUGACACACCAGCACCGCUCUGCCAGGCUCCAGCCCAGAUGUCCUCUCUGAUCCCUGCCACCUGCGCCAGGGCACCCAGCUCCAGUCUGCUGCCACACUGCCAAAGGCACGGUUCAAUGGGCCUGCCAGCUCCCACCCUCCUUAGUCUGAUGGUGCAAAGGUCCCGAGCCCAGGAGGGACCACAGAGCCUGGGACUUCGGCCCAGCUGUCCCAGCUCCAGGGAGGAAUAAGCCAUGCAGCUGAGGAGCACUCGAGGCCUUGAUCCCCCCCGUUCCCCAGUGUCUCCCAGUUCAGCCCAGUUCCCAAGUGCGUGGGAUGGAACCAAACCCCCAAACAAGCCCUUAGGUCCUGGUGCCAGUGCUGCACUGGGGGGGCCCUGAGGGCAGGGCAGCCCCUUUGCCACAGGAGCCUCAGCCCACUCCUCCCUCUGUGUGUGUAGCCGUGGUUGCCUGCAUGGAAUGGUGUCCGUAGCGUAGCGCGUGUUGCCGUGUACACCUGGGCUGCUGUGGGCUUGCCUCCAAUAAAGAUGGGAAUGAA
Messenger RNA from Prinia subflava (tawny-flanked prinia), 5973 nucleotides. RefSeq names its product diacylglycerol kinase beta-like. Lineage: Eukaryota; Metazoa; Chordata; Aves; Passeriformes; Cisticolidae. Gene Ontology annotation, molecular function: calcium ion binding; ATP-dependent diacylglycerol kinase activity. Gene Ontology annotation, biological process: diacylglycerol metabolic process; lipid phosphorylation; intracellular signal transduction. Gene Ontology annotation, cellular component: plasma membrane. The coding region runs from base 584 to 3211 and encodes 875 amino acids. The transcript has 25 exons. The record is from RefSeq and is a predicted model, not a curated record.